This is a messenger RNA of Esox lucius (northern pike), 2237 nucleotides long. RefSeq names its product endonuclease domain-containing 1 protein. Lineage: Eukaryota; Metazoa; Chordata; Actinopteri; Esociformes; Esocidae. Gene Ontology annotation, molecular function: metal ion binding; nucleic acid binding; hydrolase activity. The record is from RefSeq and is a predicted model, not a curated record. The transcript has 2 exons. The coding region runs from base 1334 to 2143 and encodes 269 amino acids.
AGCCGUGCCAGUGAAUCCAACGCCCUCUCCCCUUCACUUCAUCACAGCCGUGCCAGUGAAUCCAACGCCCUCUCCCCUUCACUUCAUCACGGAUGCCUGUUUUCUUUGAUUAUUGCCCGCGCUUGUUUUCCCUGAUCAUGGACCCUAUUUAAGUUCUAGCCUCCCCAUUUUAUCUUGUUGUUCUUUGUAUUAGUGUAUCCAUUGGUAGCGUUGUUCCGGCUAAUCUUUUAUUUUGUUCCUGUCCCUCCUAGUUCAUUUAUCCAGAUUUCGGUUUUUGGUUCCUGUUCAUUGAAGUCCAUUUAUCAACUGUCCUCCGUUCUCCUUGCGCUUGUGUCCUGGCUCCAACAGCUUUUCUGUUCUCAACCUUUUCAAAUUGUUUGUACUGUUUUCUGGUCUUAGAUAAUGGAAACCUGAGUAUAGAAAUUUAAUUUAUCAAAUUAGUAAAGUGAAACCCAAUGCCAUUGUGUGAAAUGUUAACUACCACCUUACACUAUAAAAACUGGCUGUGCCACCUUUAAAUUCAACUACCACAACCCAGUGCCUCCUGUAGUUGUUGAACAGUCCCACAUUACUUUGGAGAAAAUUACAGAUGCACCUGAAUAUUAACAUUGACACCAAAAAGGAACACUGACAGUUUUUUCCAUCCACCUCAAGCACUGCUCAGAAAGUCCCAUUUAACUAGAUUCCUGGGAAAUACUAAUAAUAAUGGUUGUGUGUUAUUCCAACAUUCUAACAAUCUAUAUAGAAAACAUACAAUAUUCAUAUAUACAUGUAAAAACUGUGUUACAUUAGGUUUAGAAAUUGUUUCAAUAAAUGUAUGAUCAGUAUGUGGUCCCUCUAAAAAGAACAGGGCCACAGUUGUGCAGUUCCCACACAAUCUGUUCACACUCACAUAGUGUGUGAACCUGUCAGUUACUAAUCUUCUGAGAUAAGUCAUGUUCUGAAUGCCAAAAUAUUUUUUUACAGUCUCUCCUUAGUGCCAUAAACACCAAGCACCUGGACUAACACCCACAAGUCAAGUUCCAAGCCUAUUUUUGGGUGGAAGUUUAAUUAAACUGAAUAACAGCUGGGCCACGUCAUCAUUAUCUAGGUUGUCGAGCAUUAGAUUGAAUCACCAUAUAAUAUGUUGAGCUGCUAUAUUGAACACCUAUCCAGUGUUGUGAGAUCUGUUUUAUUUGGCCUGAAACCAUUAUGUUGACUCUGGGACACUUUCCAAACAGUAUCAGGAUGUCCAGGAGGACAUUUAGGUGAAGGAUCAAUGUGUUUUCUCACCAGACUAACACCUCAUUCCAACCCCGGUCUCAUCUACAGCAGUACUGACCAUUGAUUCACCAUGUUUCUCUGGAGUGCCACGUUGGCUUUGCUAUUGUUCUCUCUGCUAGCCCUGGGAGAAGUGACUUUGUUCAGAAAAUGCAGUCAGUUCUUCAUGGAUGGUAACCAUCCCACAAUCUUGGUUGAUUCUACAAACAACAAUCGUUACCAACAGAUAUGCCAGUGUCUCCUAGACAAUAACAACAGACCACAAUACUUCUAUGCCACACUCUACGAUACCAAGAAUAAGAUUCCUGUGUAUUCUGCCUAUCAGCUUCAACAUAAAGACAUUGAACGAAAGGACUACUGGUAUGUGGAACCUCAGCUCGAUGGAGGUAGCUACGGCUGCAUGGGCGGACUGAACCAAAUCCCUGCCAACAACAGGGGUGACCACCAGGCUUUGAACCAAGACUACGAGAACUCCGGCUACGACAGGGGCCACCUAUACCCAGUCUACCACACCUCUGUCAAUUCCGCCAUGAUCGCCACCUCCACCUUGACCAAUGCGGCUCCACAAGACCCGCGCUUCAACAGAGGCCAAUGGAAGGUACAUGAAGAGGUCCUGGCUAAACGACUCAACUCCUGCUCCAAGAACUACGUGGUCACAGGUGUAGUGCCUGGUGACACGCAUGUAGGUCGGGGGGUGAAGGUGGCCAAGUACUACUGGACCGCAUACUGUUGUGUUGAGGGGAUGUCGAAACAGUCAGCGGGGUAUGUAGGUCCUGAUAACAAUGGCAAAGUGCAAAUGGUCACGCUGAAUGAACUGGAAAAAAUACUCAGUGGAUUUUAUGGUUCACAGUUCACUAUUUUCCAAGGUAGAUGCAAAAAGUGAUAACGGGAAGCCCAGAAAGAUGGUUAUUUGAUAUUUAAAAACACCAUUAUUGUAACGCUGAUACAUGUGAAUGUUUUAUCACCUGCAAAUUGAA